This is a messenger RNA of Lates calcarifer (barramundi perch), 2504 nucleotides long. RefSeq lists its product as uncharacterized. Lineage: Eukaryota; Metazoa; Chordata; Actinopteri; Centropomidae. The record is from RefSeq and is a predicted model, not a curated record. The coding region runs from base 219 to 962 and encodes 247 amino acids. Gene Ontology annotation, biological process: protein localization to plasma membrane. The transcript is spliced from 7 exons.
CCAACUGAAGUGCAGCUGUCUGCUAGAAGAACCUGAACUACACUUACAUCAUAGAGGGUUGGGACUUCAUUUUUUGUUCCAGUACUAAUCUUGCUAUGUAGGUAUGAGGCUGACUCCAUGAGGACUGAAGAGGUCUACUGCUGAGUGUUUGAAAAGGCACCAGGACUUUCUAGAAAUUUCUGUUUUAAUUUGUUGCUUGUCUCCCUCACCACAAAGACAUGCUCUGGAUUAUCUUCCCCAUCACCCUCUCCCUGGUGUCCUUCAUUGGAACAUGGAGUGUAUAUGGCCUAGCCUUCUCCAACAACCAUGUGUGCUCCCUCAGUGACUGGGAAGGUGACAACGCUUGCAAAGGGAAUGUGUCCACUGGAUGUUGCUUUGUUCCAACCAUAAGCUCAAGUGGAAGCAAUCUACCAGAAAAUUCACUUUUUACAGCCACAAUCAAUGCUGGAUCCUUUCUCUUUCUGCUGUUCUGUAUAUUCCACCAUGCCCAUAUUAUGGAGAGACAUGCAUGUCAUUCCAUGCUUAGCAGGUUUGCACUGGUCUUUGGUGUGGUGGCGGCCAUGGGGGCAUUCGCAGCUGGAAACUGCAAUCCACUUUACCUGUCGCUCCUUCACUACCUCGGAGCCGCCAUCAGCUUUACGUGCAUCUGCUUCUAUGUUGUCCUGCUCACUGCGCUGACCAGGAAGUGUGCGCUGACAGGAUAUGAAAAGGUUCUCUACCCUUUUCGCAUCACCUCCACAGUAAUUCAAACCGUUGUCACCCUCUGCUAUACUGUUUUGUUCGCCCAAGAGGACCACUUCUACGUUCACCUAUCAGCUAUAUUUGAGUGGAUGCUUAGUGUCAACCUGGAGUUGUUUGAGCUCAGCUAUGCCGUGGAGUUUUGCUUCUUCUCGUCCUUCAUGCUUUCAAAUCUGCUGAGUAAACGAGAGGAGGAAAAGCCUUUGAUGAUGACAAUGUCCUGAUGUGAGGCUGUCAGGGUCGAGCUGAAGCACAGGGGCAGUGACGAUGGACUUAGUAAGACAACUGCAAAGAUUGUGGCUGGACCAUGGUUGCAGGGUCAAUAAUUUUUUUUUCCAUCACUCUGCUGAGAUGGAUUUAUAUCCAUGUAUGGAUUAUGACCACUUUCAUUCCUCCCUCUUGAUACUGUUGCCUGAAUUUGUAUGAUUUUCUUUACUGGGCAUUUCUGUUCCUCAGGUAAAACAUUCUUUUAUUUAUUGAAACAAACCAGCCUGUACAGCAAUUUGAACAAAACAUAUCAGCCAUAUUGUACUUUUGCACAAGUGAUGUUGAUGCUCUGCCAGACAACAAUUAGCCUGAGGUGUCAUACACUGAUACCUUAUUUACAGUAUGUUGAUCAAUUUUUUGUUAGAUUUUUUUGUGCGAUAACUUUUCGUUGGAUGUUGGCAUUAUCAGCAAUGAACUAAGAAUUUCUCGUUUUGUAAUGUUAAGGUCAGCAUUUACAUAUAGCCAUGGCACUUUAAUAAAAUCAUGACUGUUAUGCAAACUGGCAAUACACAGUUCUGAUGCACAGAUUUGCCUGUGAAGCUCUAUCAUAAGGGUGGAGGACAUAUUCAGAGAUUUAAAGUCCCUGUAACGUCACAAGAUCCUGUUUGACUGGAUGACUGAGUGACAGAAAAAUUAGUUUGACAUUCAUUUACACAAAAUCCUAAACACAAGAAGGGCAACACCUUAACAGGUUAAGAUGCAGAGGUAUUACGUCGAAUGUUCUCAAUGCACUAAAGCGUGGGUGUUGUCUGUUCUUAGGUGGGGUCUAUUAGUAUAAUUAUGUGUAUGUGAGCAUUAAACUAUUGUGAUGACAUCUGAAUGUCAUUCACGUUUGUACAUAUUUUCUCAACUUUCUCAACCCCAAAGUUAGAACAGGUCUGGUUAGAUAUUUAUGUAUUUGUGAUCUUGUUCUUGUUUUUCUUUAGGUGUUUGCUAACAAAUGCACCAUAUCACCUUUAAAGGUGUUGUGUUCACAACUUAUUUUUGCUGCCCCCAGAUGGCCAAAACAUUAGCUACUGCAGGUUCAAGUCUUUUCAUGACUCAGUGCUAUACUUCAGACACUGUGAAACCAUAAAUUCUCACAAAAUGAGGCAACAUAGCUCUGGUUUUAAUGCAAAGCACUUAACCUUUACUUGAAAGAAGGUAAUAUACAUCCUGGAAUUACAGAUAAUAAAGAUACAUUAUGAGCAAAGUCAUUUCACAAUGAAUAUCAUCUUUCUUUCGCAUCAACCAAGAGAGGAGUGCGACAUUAUCUACAGUUUUUGUUAGGAAGAAAACAGUGAAAAGCACACCUAAGUCUGUCAGCAUCUUUACUGUAUGGUACACUGUAAAAAAUGUCAUCUAUAUGCAGUAGUCCACAUUAUUAACCUUAAUAACAAAAGAGGAAAAAAAAACGAUUUGAAAAAACACGAGUUUCAUGGUUGUGUUUCAACUAAGUAGUUCAACUGCAAUGCAUACAUUAUAAAUAAAUGUAAGGGGAAGAAAAAAAAGUUCAAAAA